AAUGAGGCUUACAAAUAAUUCAGGAAUAGGAUAUUAGUAAACAUUGUUAGUGAAUUUUCAGUUCCUUAAAGAAAGGUAUAUAUUAUCGUUUAUUUAAAUUGUUAUCAUACAUUUGCAUAAAGUUUAAACAUGUUAAAUUUAUCAUAACUAAUUAUUAAGUUUUUCCAUGCCAUUCUCAUCCAAAAAUCUAACUUUAACAAUAUUUUUGGUUGAAGGAUUAUUGAUGUAUCGGCCUUUUGCUAAUUGUGUUAAAGAAGCCAUAUUUUUUGACCAUGGAUUUCUACAUUGGAACCAUUUAUCUAAAAACUAUUUUAACUAUUAAUUUAGUAUAUAGUAGAAACUAAUUAACAAGUGGCUAAUAGAGUAAUGUGUUUCUUUGAGAAUGAUUGUUUCUAAAUCCUACUUAAGAGCUCUAAAAUAUUCACAUUCCCUUUUUAGUUCUUUAAAUAAUUUAAUCACAAUACAGACUGCCAUAAGUUUCUUUAGUUAUUUAAAGAGAUUGAUUACAAAGCGUUUGAUAAAGAGUUAAAUAAUAACGAUCCAAAUUUCUUAUACACCAUUCAGGACCCUAAAAUAAAAAAGAAACCAAUCAAAUUUGAAGAAGUGGUAAACUAAUCUAAUAAUCAAUCCGAAAACUAAACUUAAGAAUGAAACAAUUAUUCCUUAUUCAGACACCCGCUUUUUCUUAGAACACAAUGGUCAUAAUAAUGGUAAUAUCUCCUUAAUUUGA
Messenger RNA from Paramecium primaurelia, 730 nucleotides. The record is from the annotation of a GenBank genome assembly. NCBI's taxonomy places the organism in Eukaryota, Ciliophora, Oligohymenophorea, Peniculida, Parameciidae.